AUGGAGGCCCAAGUCAACCGGCUGGUGGAGAAGCUAUGGGUAAAGUAUCUGGAUACAGCCCCGAGCCAGCGACUGUUGAUCGCCAUCGGCGGGAUCCCGGGCUCUGGGAAGACGACGCUGGCACGGAUGGUCGUGGCCGGGGUGAACAGGCGCCAGGCAGCAGAGACGCCGGACGCCGAGCCGGUGGCCAUGGCCGUUCCGAUGGACGGCUUCCAUCUGACGCGAGCGCAGCUGUCAGCGAUGCCGGACCCCGAACGAGCGCACGCCCGGCGUGGUGCCGAGUUCACCUUUGAUGGGGCGGCCUUUCUGGUGUUGGUGCAGCGUCUGCGAGCGGAGGUGUCGGUCUCGUCGUCCCCCUCAUCGCCCACUCCCUUCAUCCUGGCCCCCUCGUUCGACCACGCGGUCAAGGACCCGGUCGCUGAUGCCAUCGCCAUCGGAUCGCGCCAGCGCAUCGUCGUGUUCGAGGGCAACUACGUGUGUCUGGACCGCGAACCCUGGCGCUCGGCUGCACGGAAGAUGGACGAGCGCUGGUUCGUCGAUACGCCCGAUCUCGCCGUCGUGCGGGCACGGCUGGUGCGGCGACACGUGGCCGCAGGCAUCGUUGCAGACGAGGCUGCUGCUGGGUUGCGCGCAGAUAAGAACGACCUGGUCAACGGGGCCGAGAUCUUGCGCGAGCGGCUGGCAGACGUGGACGAGCUGAUCGUCAGCCGGGAGGAUGCGUCAUGGGCGUGA
Messenger RNA from Grosmannia clavigera kw1407, 732 nucleotides. Its product is annotated as kinase-related protein. The transcript is spliced from 2 exons. The record is from RefSeq and is a predicted model, not a curated record. Lineage: Eukaryota; Fungi; Ascomycota; Sordariomycetes; Ophiostomatales; Ophiostomataceae. Bases 1 to 732 code for a protein of 243 amino acids. Gene Ontology annotation, cellular component: cytoplasm.